UCUUUCGUUUUCAGUUUCCGCUUGUGUUUCUGUCUUUGUUUCUUUCUUUCUCCCGAUCUCGUCUUCAAUCUCUCUUUCUCUCUCUGUAUCUACUCCCCUCUCUCCUUUUCAUUCUGUAUCUAUUUCUUUUUAACUGUCUGUCUCCCCGUCACCUCUUGAAUCUCUCCCUGACUCUCUUUCUUUCUCUCUAUCUCCCCUUUACAUCUAUCUCUGUAUUUUCCUAUCUGUUUAUCUCCCCCCUCAUCUCAUAAGUCUCUGCCUAUCUAUCUAUUUAUCUCCCCUCACGUGUUUAGUCUCUGCCUAUCUAUUUUAUAUAUAUAUAUAUAUAUAUCUCAAGUCUUAAGUCUGUUUUUAUCUCCCCCUCAGUCCUUAAGUAUCUGCCUAUCUACUUUAUCUCCCCUUCUCGUCUUCAAUCUCAUUUCGUCUUUCUCUCUAUCUCCCCUCACUUCUUCACUCUUCACCUUUCUUUCUUUCCUUCUAUUAAUCCCAUCUUCACUCUCUGCCUAUCUAUCUAUCUAUCUAUCUCCCCCUCAUCCCACCUCAGUUCGAACAUCUGUCUACAAAAUAAACUCUAAAAGACCCUAAUUUAAAUAUGGCGGCCGUUGAAGAAAAGAGAUCGUACGAUACUGUGGCUUGUUGUUGAUGAUAAUAAUAAUGCCAUGACCAACUAAGGCUGCCAUUAAACACUGAAGUCUCUGAAUCUGACAGAAGGAGCAGUUAACAAAUCUAAUAUUUUAACAUCUUCAACCCUUCAAAGUUACCAUUCCCUUCCCCUAGCAUCAUGUCUGAAUUCGAUACUGCUUCAGCUGUUAUCGUGGACAGCGGCGGUCAGGAUUUGAAGUACAACUUCCCCGUGCAUGUACUCAUUGAAGAACCACCUUCAAGUGAGUGCAUUGACCAAGAUGAUGAAGAUUCCCUGAUGCCUUUCGGGGGUAAUGGAGAUUUUUCAACCUACCAAACAGCUACUCAUAAUGGCCACGUAUCCGAUUCCUUUUUAUACCAACAGACCCACUACUAUUUACCACAGAAUGAAAUAUCGUCUCUAUAUGAAAUGGCAAGACGAGAGAGUCUCUACGAACAUGGAGAUCAGUCUGACUAUGGUUAUGAUGAGUUCAGUAUUCCAAAUGGAAAGCAUGAUUAUCAGUACCAGGAGAAUGACGAUUCUUCGGUAGAUCAGAAGGACAAAACCAUCGUCUCUGGUGUUAACCAUACAGCCAGUCACGGCCAUAAUCAUAAAGCAGCUCGAGCUUGUGAGUACUGCAACAUGAGUUUUGCAAGUACCGAUGACCUCGCGCUGCAUAUGCGAGUUCAUUCAGGUGGUAAGCCUUAUUUAUGCCAACAGUGUGGUAAGACAUUUAGCGAUAGCUCAGCCCUGGCAAGUCACGUGAAGUCCCAUACUGUUGAGAAAAGAUUCAAGUGUGACUUCUGUGGCAAAGCAUUCACCAGGAACAGUAACCUCAGUGACCACAUGCGCACACAUAUUGGCAGAAAGCCGUUCAAAUGCGAGACUUGCGGGAAACUAUAUGCCUUGGAAAACAACUACAAUGCUCAUAUGGAAACUCAUGCCAAUGACAAACCUUAUAAAUGUGAUAUUUGUAAUGUAGAGUUUACCAAACGCAACCUACUCAUUUCACACAUGGACGGCCACAACAAGGGCCGUUGCUUUGAAUGUCAAAAGUGCCCUAGAAAGUUUGUCACUACGGGGGAGCUUGAUUCGCAUGUGAAGUCUGCGCACCCAGAAGCUGUGCCAAUAAAGGACAUGUCCGAAAACAGUCACUCCCGUUUGAACAAUCAUGCAGACAAUGGUGUUGGUAAAGACGGCAGCGCUCUCAACGAUGCAGUGCAGCGAGACAGUUCUGGUAAUAUAAUAGGCCAAAUUAGCAGCCCUGUAGUAACUACAACAACAAGCGAGAAGAAGAGCUUCCCAUGUGACAUUUGCACCAAGUCCUUUACUCGUCGUAGCAACCUCACCCAACACAAACGUACCCAUAGUGGAGACAAGCCGUAUAAGUGUGAGUACUGUGGAAAAACAUUUGCAGUGAAUAGUAAUUUGACUAUACACAUAAGGAUGCACACCGGAGAUAAGCCUUACAAAUGCUGCUUCUGCAGCAAAACGUUCAUCGUCAAUUCGCAUCUCACUGCACACAUUAAGUCUCAUACCACUGAUAAGGUGCACAAGUGUGACUACUGCGGCAAGACGUUUCUGCAUGCGUGCGACCUCACCGUGCACGUACGUACGCACACUGGCGAGAAACCCUACAAAUGUGUUUACUGCGGUAAAGCCUUUGCCCGCAGUAGCCAUCUCACUGACCAUGUCCGCACUCAUCAGAGUGACAACGACUGCAAAUGUAGCUUCUGCGGUCAAGAAUUUGACCAUCCCGAUACACUGGCACAGCAUGUGAAGACCCACAAAGCAGAAGGUGAUGACAGCAGUUCCCUCAGCGAGGCCCCUACUUUGGCCACGACGCCAACCCUUGUGCCACAACACUUUCAUCAUCAUCAUCAUCCUGUGCAACAACCGCAGCAACAGCAGCACAAGCAUCAACUGCUCCAGGCACAGCAGCAACACCAACAUCAACACAAACCUCAAUUGCAACAGCAGCAGCAGCAACCUCAACCGCAGCAGCAGCAGCAGCAACAUCAUCAUCAUCAUCAUCAUCAACAAUUGCAACAGCAACAAAAACAACAGCCACAGCACCAACAGCAGCAGCAGCAAAAAAUUCAAUUACAGCAGCAACCACAGCAAAAACAGCAACCACAGCAAAAACAACAACCACUGCAGCAGCAGCAGCAACAACAGCAGCAGCAGCACCAUCACCACAUCCAUCAGCAUCAGGACACAUCAUCUCGAGUUACGACAACUGCUGCAUCGAUACCCCAACCCCUGUCUCAAGAAAUGUUGAAAGUCGGUGUCGGUACCGGUGCCGAAAACCACACUGACCACCAUCACCAGCAUCAUAACCAGCAGCAGCAGCAGCAGCAGCAGCAGCAUCAACACCACCAUCCCCAUGGUCAUCACCAUCAUCAACAUGUGCAUUUCCAUCAUCAUCAUCAUCAACCUCAUCAGCAUUCAGAUCCUAAAGUUUAGGAAAGGAAUUUAAAAAAAAAAAAAAAUGACCUUUUUUUUU
Messenger RNA from Octopus bimaculoides (California two-spot octopus), 3128 nucleotides. RefSeq lists its product as uncharacterized. The record is from RefSeq and is a predicted model, not a curated record. Lineage: Eukaryota; Metazoa; Mollusca; Cephalopoda; Octopoda; Octopodidae.